Huiozyma naganishii CBS 8797 is the source of this 1209-nucleotide messenger RNA. It is a transcript of the gene COM2, whose product is annotated as Com2p. The transcript has a single exon. Lineage: Eukaryota; Fungi; Ascomycota; Saccharomycetes; Saccharomycetales; Saccharomycetaceae. Gene Ontology annotation, cellular component: Tec1p-Ste12p-Dig1p complex; nucleus; Ste12p-Dig1p-Dig2p complex. The record is from RefSeq and is a predicted model, not a curated record. Gene Ontology annotation, molecular function: DNA-binding transcription factor activity. Bases 1 to 1209 code for a protein of 402 amino acids. Gene Ontology annotation, biological process: sexual reproduction.
AUGACUCUUUCAUUUUACCCCACAAUACAGAGGUACAGUUCCAACAUUACGUUGGAGUUGGACUUUAACAGGUCAAACAGCAACACGGGAACCACAUAUACCAAUUCUGUGGUCUAUGGAAAUAACCUGAUGCAGAACGGUACAAAUAACCUUAGUACGGUUGAUUACAACCUGCAAUUAAAAUCCAUCGACCAGCAGCCCAUGCAGAUAAACAAUAAUCUCACUGGGAAUACAUUAACUGAUGAUAUUGACAUGGAUAUAGAAAAACAAACGUUACUUAAAACGGGCAAUAAUAAUGAAGACGUAAUGCGAUUGGAUUACGUUAGUUUGAAGAGAAGGUUAUCCAUCUCCGAUUACAACGUCGAUAAACGCAAGUAUUUUGAACUCGAGGAUUUUGACCUGGAUUCGAAUGACAGUGUACUCGAUCAAGCUUACGAAGAAAACUUCAUGCCAGAUACAGAAUUUGAUGGAAUUCUAACUUAUACAUCAGAUUACGAAAUGGAUAUAGUAGAUGACAAUCAAGACGAUGACCCAGUGAUAAACCAAGGUAUCAUAAGAGACCCUGCGGAUAUUGAAUUACCUUUACUGUCCAAUAACGGGAGUUAUCAGAAACGGAAAACAAAAAACUCCUGGAAGUUCAAUCUUUUCAAAUCGACCCCCAAAACAUAUAACGUGAAUGAUAUUGGCAGGAAGGACGCAAGCAAAAAGAGGUCCUGGAAAGACAGCAUAUGGGACAAAUUCAAUAAUAAAUGCAAAGUUGACAACAUCAUGGAUUUGGACGGUGAAACAGAUUCUGAGAGUGUGGACCUUGUUGUCUACGAAACUGAAUUGGGUAAUAAUAAACUUCUUGUCAAUCCUUCAAAGAUUUUUCAAUCCCCUUACUCAAUCAUGACAGAGGAAGAAACACCAUUGCCGAUUGGUAUGGAUUUGAAAAACGAGUUUCAGAGUACCCCAAUAAACAAUUUAAUACCGGCUUCCACAAACGGCCUGGCACCAAAGAUCCGCGGCAGAAAACCCACUUUAAUACCGGACAAUACGAAACAUUACUCCUGCGAAUAUUGUGAAAGGAGAUUCAAGCGACAAGAACACUUGAAAAGACACAUUCGAUCACUACACUUAGGUGCAAAGCCGUACACAUGUCACAUCUGUGCCAGAAAGUUUAGCAGAUCAGAUAAUCUAAAUCAGCACACGAAAACGCACGAACUGUAA